Messenger RNA from Ceratotherium simum simum (southern white rhinoceros), 602 nucleotides. It is a transcript of the gene TRPC5OS, whose product is annotated as TRPC5 opposite strand. The record is from RefSeq and is a predicted model, not a curated record. Lineage: Eukaryota; Metazoa; Chordata; Mammalia; Perissodactyla; Rhinocerotidae.
GUCUGAUGGUCAUUGAAAUAGCAGUUCAGUACAAAUACAAACAAGAAUACCAUAUGUAAAUUUUGUGAGAAGUUCACCAACUUUAUCAAAAAGUGCUAUAGGACCACUGACCUCAUUCUGUACUCAAUCAUCAUCAUAAUCAUAUCAACAGUCUUAUUUCUCAACCAAACCAACCACUGAGCCAUUGCCAGCCCAACAGGAUCCAUUGUCACCAAGAGCCCAUUUGCUAUAGCUUUUAGUAAUAUUUUAUCUACUGAGGAGAGCACUGAGGCAUGGAGUCUAUGCCAAUCUCUGUACUAGUUGAUGGACUUGUUGAUUGUGUAGCCCAGUUAACAAGAAUAGCUGAAGAGCUUUUACAAUUGAUUUCACAGGAACAAGUUUCUUGUGUAGAGCAAAAUGAUAGAGCAGAACAGAUAGGGGCAGAUGCAUAUGCUUUCGAGGAAGCUUCACUACCAGACCUUGCUGACCUCUCAGACUUAGAAUCAAUACUUGCACCAAGAGAAGAUGAAGACCUGUUUGAUGUAGAUCAAGCUAUGUUAGACGCAGAUGAAUUACAUGAAGAUGUACUCUCCGGUAUAAAUGAGGACUUAAAAAGUGAUUAA